Messenger RNA from Punica granatum (pomegranate), 1732 nucleotides. The record is from RefSeq and is a predicted model, not a curated record. NCBI's taxonomy places the organism in Eukaryota, Viridiplantae, Streptophyta, Magnoliopsida, Myrtales, Lythraceae.
CAAUGAUCCAAUCCCUUCACUCUUCUAUCUCCCUCUGCAGCUUUGUAUUAUAUUAUGCCAAUAAAAGAAACGAAAUUUUUUCGUGGAUUCGCUCCCUAAUCAGCCUAUCCGUCACUCUCUCUGUGUAAGGAUCAUAUCCAUGGAAGUAGGCGUAGAAGUGUGUAUUGUUUAUUUAUUUGGAAGGGAACAACGGUUGGGUGAUCGCUCGCUAACAGGUCUCUAAAGCACGAUGGAGUCGUAGUCUCUCAUCCCCCCCACCCUCCCCCCAAUCUUCGAACAAAUUCUUAUGCAUUCUUGGGCUUCUACCUUUUUUUCCUCCUCGGCGUUUCAUAGGAAGAAAAGAUUCGAUCUUUAGUGCCAUCUUCGAUGAUUCAUGCAGGUCGCUGUGAGCCCUCUAAAGGGUAAUCGCAUUUGUAUCAGAAUCAGUGGAGUAAUUGUUUUAUGGGCAGCGGCUGGCACACUGUGGAGUUGAUGCUAGGAUUGUGGUAGGUGGGUGGAGAAGACUCUGGGUAAUCUUGGGGUGACAAGUUCUUGGCGGUGAGCCGUCUGAUCCCUUCAAGUUUUUAUUCUUUCUUUGAAAGAUAUUGCUACCCAGAAGGAAAUAUCAUUAUUAUUAGAGUGACUGCAUUAUUAAGUUGAUGAGUAAUCUCACAGUGUUGGUUCAUAGUGAUGAAAUUCCUCUUAAUUACACAUAGAUGGAUCCUUGGGGCAACCUGAUACCGAGUCUGGGUUAAGAUGGCGGUGGUGAGAGGCGGUGCCUUGGUCAGAGUUGCAUCCUCUGGGAAUAAAAGGGCACGGAUAACAUCUCAAAUGGAGGACAAGGCAGACAGACUAAGUGAAUUGCCCGAGCACUUGAUAGAUCAUAUUCUCUUGCUCUUGUCCAUCAAGGAUGCAGUUAAAACUAGUAUGUUAUCAAGAAAAUGGAGGUACCGAUGGACUACACUACCUGAACUUGUAUUUGAUGAUCUCCGCACUCCUACUUCUUCUGAUGCUCAAUCAUCAAAUUCUGUGUUGGGGAAGAUCAUCAGCGAUGUUCUGUUAAUUCACACGGGCCCUUUACGCAAGUUUGUGAUCUCUCACAAGAAAUUCCAUGCUGAUUCCGACAUCAGUCGCUGGUGUUAUUAUUUAUCGAGGGUUUCCCUCAAAGAACUAGUUCUAAAUUUCUCAGUCAGCCCUUGGUGCAAGAUACCGAGUAGCCUAUUCUCCUGUCAGGAGUUGGUUUGUCUAAACCUGUGCAGUUGUUCUAUAAAUCUUCCAACUACAUUUGGAGGAUUCAAGCAUCUGAAAAGAAUGGAGCUUUCCUCUUGUUUGGUGUCUCAAGAUGGGCUUGAGAGGCUGAUCUUGAGCUGCCCAUUGCUAGAGAACAUGAUGUUGAAAAAUGUGGAUCGGCAAAUUAGUCCGCUUCAUAUUUCUGCACCAAAACUUCGCCACCUUGGACUAUACGGAACUGUUAACUUAAAGGAUGUUAGCUUUGGAGCCAAUCAUUUGACUUCAGGAGUCAUUAGUUUUUCGGUGGACAUCAAUGAAGAUGGGGUAGCUCAUGUAAACCAAAGCUAUAGCAGUUUCAUCAACUUUUUUAGUCAGCUACCGCUAAUUGCUAGACUCAGUGUUGGCCGGUACUUGCUGAAGGUAUUAGCAUGUAACUGAUUCUUCAACUUAAAAUCAGUCUGAUGUUUAUUUCUUUUAAUCUGAUUAUAUCUCUUUUGGCAAGUGGAGUUGUUAAAUUAGUUGA